AUGAUUAGUGAGCGUGAUAAGGAAGGGUAUCGGGAUGAUCCGACUUCAUCUCCUCUCUAUCACCUGAAUCUCGACUUCAUCGGGCUGUCUUGUGAACCUAUCAACCUGCUGGACGUAUUGAAUCCAUUUUCCAGAGAGGAUUGCCUUAGGAUCGUUCAUGUUCGUCAAUCGCGUAAGAACAUGGAGUACACAUCUCGAUCAUGGGGGAUUAUGGUGAUGAUAGACGAUGAACCCCUCAAUGAUACACCAGCAGUGGACGAAGGGGAGAUUCAUAGUAGCGAGUAUCUGGAACCUAUGUUCUGGGCAUUUGUUGAAUGGGCUUUUUCUUACAAGGGCAUCAAGUCCCUGGAGUACAUCGUGUUUGGGGAUUAUGGCCGACCUGAACAAAUGAGCAGAGGAAAUCUGCUGAUAUGUCGGGAUGGUUAUGGAUCGGAAGAUUUCCGCAUCAUCAGGGAGUCAUAUCCGGCUCCUGAGUGGGAUCAUAUCAAGAACGAGUAUGGGGAUGCUUUGAGGUCCUGUCCCUCAGAUCCAUUGUUUGAGAUGCCGAGAAAUCAUGCGCAUUAAACACCAGCUAGCUCGAUUCAAAGCAAAUGUAACAAAAUCCCCGU
This is a messenger RNA of Fusarium odoratissimum NRRL 54006, 608 nucleotides long. RefSeq lists its product as uncharacterized. NCBI's taxonomy places the organism in Eukaryota, Fungi, Ascomycota, Sordariomycetes, Hypocreales, Nectriaceae. The coding region runs from base 1 to 564 and encodes 187 amino acids. The transcript is spliced from 2 exons. The record is from RefSeq and is a predicted model, not a curated record.